This is a messenger RNA of Columba livia (rock pigeon), 2298 nucleotides long. It is a transcript of the gene LMAN2L, whose product is annotated as lectin, mannose binding 2 like. The record is from RefSeq and is a predicted model, not a curated record. Gene Ontology annotation, molecular function: D-mannose binding. NCBI's taxonomy places the organism in Eukaryota, Metazoa, Chordata, Aves, Columbiformes, Columbidae. The coding region runs from base 359 to 1108 and encodes 249 amino acids. Gene Ontology annotation, biological process: endoplasmic reticulum to Golgi vesicle-mediated transport. Gene Ontology annotation, cellular component: endoplasmic reticulum membrane; Golgi membrane; COPII-coated ER to Golgi transport vesicle. The transcript is spliced from 10 exons.
GGGCGGGCCUUGGCGCAGGCGGUGGAGGGAAGAUGGCGGCGGGCCGGUGGCGGGCCGGGCUGGCUCUGCUGGCCGUGGCCAUGGGGCUGGGCGGCCCGCGGGCCGAGCAGACGGAGGAGCAUCUCAAGCGGGAGCACUCGCUCUCCAAGCCCUACCAGGGUGUGGGCUCGGCCAGCUCGGGGCUGUGGGACCUGCAGGGCAACGCUAUGGUCAUGACCCAGUACAUCCGGCUCACCCCCGACCUGCAGAGCAAGCAGGGAGCCGUGUGGAACCGAGUGAGCUCCCACAAAACGUUGUGGCUUCCAAGCAAAGCCACCGGCCGGCUUCACAUCACCCGUGUUACCUCCGAGACUGGGAGAUGCAGGUGCAUUUUAAAAUCCAUGGGCAAGGCAAGAAAAACCUGAACGGGGAUGGUUUUGCCAUCUGGUACACUAAGGAUCGCAUGCAGCCGGGACCUGUUUUUGGGAGCAAGGAUAACUUCCUGGGCCUGGGAGUGUUCGUGGACACCUACCCCAACGAGGAGAAGCAGCAGGAGGCUCAGAAGAGGAGGUACAGCCCGGGAAACCAGCGUGUCUUCCCCUACAUCUCAGCCAUGGUGAACAACGGUUCCCUCACCUACGAUCACGACCGGGACGGGCGCCCGACAGAGCUGGGGGGCUGCACAGCCAUGGUGCGCAACCUCAACCACGACACCUUCCUGGUGAUCCGCUACGUGAAGAGGAGGCUGACGGUUUUGAUCGAUAUCGACGGGAAGCAUGAGUGGAGAGACUGCAUUGAUGUGCCGGGCGUGCGCUUGCCCCGUGGCUACUACUUCGGGACUUCUUCUGUCACCGGAGACCUGUCAGACAACCACGACAUCAUUUCGCUGAAGCUUUACCAGCUGACGGUGGAGCGGACGCCAGAGGAGGAGAAGCGGGACAGGGAGGUUUAUCUGCCCGUCGUGGACAACCUAAAGCUGCCGGGAAUGGAGGCGCCGCUGGAGCCCAUGAGUGGCCUGGCUCUCUUCCUAAUCGUCUUCUUCUCCCUCGUUGCCAUCGUUUUCGCCAUCGUCAUCGGAGUCAUCGUCUACAACAAGUGGCAGGAGCAGAGUCGGAAACACUUCUAUUGAGUCAGGAACCCCACGUGGUGGCCUGUGGCUGGGCCUUGGUAGCCACGUCCCACCUCACACCCAUCCCGGACUGGCCAGAUGGACCCACCCUCACGGUAGGGACACUUGUGUCCCCCCAAAAUCCCCCAGUGGGGACGGCUGCCGCUUCUUACCGGGCUCUGGAGCUCCCAGUAGAAGUGGGGGGUCCCCAGCACCACGGGGACGGACCUGCCGGGCGGAAUUUACCACCUCAGCUGUGAAAUCCUGGCUGAGAGACGCCAACGAGCGCCAGUGUUCCUCACCAGGCUCCUCCAUCACCCCUCGCAGCGUCACCAGGACCCUCGUCUUGAAAAACUGCCUUUCCAGGAGGGAUUUUCCAAGCUCUUCAUCCUGUUCCCACCGUUUUCCAUCGUGCGAGAGACCUGACGGCUUUUCUCCGUACUGUGAAUCCCUCUCAGCAACUCUAAUUGCCGAGAUUUGGUGUUUUUCGCUGCAGACCCCUCCUCGUUUUGGGGUGUGAUGCCGAGUUCCCCGGUUGUAAUUCUCGUUUGCUGCUGUGUCUGGGGGCUCGGCCCCUCUCCCCGUCUCCGCUGCUCUUUGCGUGUCACCUCCUGGCUUUUGGCAGCAUUUUCCCCUCGGUGCUCACCGCAUCCCGGGGUCCCCGGGAAGAGCUGAGCCUUGUUGGGGGGACACAGGGACAAUUCCCCGGCAAAGCCGGAGCUCUCGCUGCCUUUCGGGGAGUCGGAGUUGAUUCCUACCUCAGGGACUGCUUUGGUCAAUGAUUUCUCGGUGUUUCUCUCACCCUUGGGGACCCCACGGCACGGAGGGACCCCAGGAGGGGGAGAUCUUAGGUCACUUUGUCCCAGGGGGAGCCUUAGUGGCUUUGGGGACAUUAAAAUGGCAAAUGUGCCGCUCCGUCGUUGGCAGGACCCUCCAUCGCUGCUUUCCUGGACACUCGCACCCGGGGGGGAUCCCCAGUGCUACCCAGGAUGGGGACACAUGUGGCUGGUGGUGUUUUUGGCAGGAUGUUGUCACCAGGUCAGCGGGAGCUUUUUCUUGAAGUGCCCAAUUGUGGUUGUGGCAGGAGAGUUGGUUUUUUUCUGGUGUUUUGCCUCUAUUUUUGCCUGAUAACCAGGAGCACAAGGCGCACGCCUCUGCGUGGAGCUGUAACUGGUGUCCUGGAAUAAACAUUGGUGUGUGUGUGUGUGUGA